UUCUGGAAAUCCCUCCUCAUCCGGUGCAAACUGAAAGUGAAAAUUAGUUUAGGUCAAAAAGAAGUUUUAACUGCGUCAAAGUGCAUAUAUGUUUCAAAUAUUUAAAAUAUUUCCAGUCGAAUAGAAACAGUUCUUCGCGAAAGAAAAAUCACUACCCGCAACCUAAUAGGUGAAGAUGAUCAAAAGUCUCAGCAUUAUUUUGAUAUUUGUAGAGUUCGUCAUUAUCUCUGAUGGAUUCCUGCUACACGGCUCUGCUGACCUUCUAACAGCCCGGCUGGGAGGAGCUGUACUGCUGCCCUGCUUUGUGGACAGACCCCUGCCUUUGGAGGAGCUGGAGGUGGACUGGAGAAGGACUGAUUCAGGCACCGUCGUCCACCUAUUCCAGGAGGGUCAGAGCAGACCUGAAUCACAGGGGGACGCCUACAUUGACAGAGCCCACUUCUUCUCUCAGGAAAUCCCCAAAGGCAACUUCUCUCUGCUGCUUGAGGGUGUGAGGACUGCAGAUGCAGGAGUGUACAAGUGUGUGGUUUAUACAGAGCAGGAGCAACGUGAAACACAGGUGGAAAUACAGGAAUUAGAGUGGCUGGUGGUGACGGGUGCAGAUGAGCCUGUCUAUGCACAUGCUGGAGAGGAUGUGACUCUCAACUGCUCUGUGGACACCCAUGUUAAUGUGACAGAGCUUGAGGUGGAAUGGAGAAAGACAGACGAUGACAUCUUGGUGCUUCUGUAUGAUGAUGGAGAGAACAGACCAGAGUCGCAGGAUGACAGAUACUUUGGAAGAGCUGAUUUCUUCACUGAGGAAAUUCCCAAAGGAAACUUCUCAAUGAAACUGAGGAAAGUCAGGACUGAAGACAAAGGAGAGUUCAGGUGUCAAGUCCACUCAGAUACUGAUUCUGCCAAUUCAACUGCCAGGAUAGCAGCACUGGGUUAUUCGUCCUUCCAUUGGCUGAUUCUGGGGCUCUGCAUCGCUGUCAUACCUGUAGUCCUACUUACUGGUGCUUUAUCUGUCAGGCAUUUAAUAAGGGGAGAUGAAAGCAAACAGGCUCUGUUGAGUCACUGCUCACAUGUCACAAUCCCACCAAUCAUGGUUUCCUUAGCAUUCAUCCUGUGGGGUGUAACUGAAGGAUCCACAGAAGAGGCUCUUACUUGUACUGUCGUCAGCCUGCUGUGUAUCCUGGUGCUGUUGAUUAUGGCUCCACAUCUGGACUUAUUUACAAACAAGGUGAAUGCUAUUAAAUACAUGGCCCUGUGUUUAGGAAGCACCAUCGUUAUGAUCUUUGUAUUUGCAGGUCUGUUCAUUGACUAUUCAAUAAACCUUUCCCCAACUCCAAAAGAUAAAGCAAUAACUGGAGGCAUAAUGGGUGGAAUCACAUUUUUUCAAAUCAUAAUUGCUAUAUGCCUAGGAGUAUAUCACCUGAGAAGGCAAGCGCCAGAUACAGAAAAUCCCACAGUGCUGAACAUGCUGCUCCUUGGUUUCUCUCCCUUUUUCAUUUCCAUCCCAUACAAGACAUUAAUAUUAGAUUUGGCUCAGAAAAGCCUUUUGGGGAUUUUAUUCAUGCUCUACGCAAUAAUACACUUCCACUAUCUAAGUCUGCUUCUGGAAAAUAACAAAGAACGACUUGAAAAGAUGUGCCAAUUUGUGUUCAUCUACAUUCUGACUGUCACAUUCUGCUUUAAAAACUGGGAUCGGGCUGAUUUACUUGCCAAACCCCGUAAAUAUUUGUAUUUCUCAGGGACUUUUGGUCUCCCUCUCCUAAAUUCUGUAGCCAUGGCUACAGAAUUAGUAUGGAAAGCAAACACAGGAAAACAGCCACUGGAUCUACGGCUGAUUGUCCUGAUUUCUGGGUCUGUCUUUCUCUUUGGCUGGUUUGUUAUACAGAUGUCUGCAUACUGUAUGAAGAAAAAACAAAAAUUAACACAAGGGAUCGCCUUUCUUCAGAGAUACAGUUAUCCUGAACCAGACCAGAGAACAUGUGACAAUCGGGAGCUGGAAAUCUUGCCACUUGGUGAUUCCAAUGGACGGAACACAGAGCAGAUGACUAGGAACUAGAGGGCAGUGUUGGAAAGAAAAUGUAAAU
Molecule: messenger RNA, 2078 nt
Organism: Paramormyrops kingsleyae
Lineage: Eukaryota; Metazoa; Chordata; Actinopteri; Osteoglossiformes; Mormyridae
Source: RefSeq, a predicted model, not a curated record